Molecule: messenger RNA, 3375 nt
Organism: Penicillium taxi
Lineage: Eukaryota; Fungi; Ascomycota; Eurotiomycetes; Eurotiales; Aspergillaceae
Product: NPA1/URB1 family protein
Exons: 5
Coding region: 1-3375 (1124 amino acids)
Biological process (GO): maturation of LSU-rRNA from tricistronic rRNA transcript (SSU-rRNA, 5.8S rRNA, LSU-rRNA); maturation of 5.8S rRNA from tricistronic rRNA transcript (SSU-rRNA, 5.8S rRNA, LSU-rRNA)
Cellular component (GO): nucleolus
Source: RefSeq, a predicted model, not a curated record
AUGGCCCAAGUCACAGAGCACCCUUUUCGGACAAAGAGAAGAAAGCUUGAUGAGAGUGCUACUGGAGCAAAUGAUGUUUUCAAUAUUACGGCCCCUGGCCAGCUACGCGAGCUGCUGGCUUCCCAGCAAAAUGCCGGGAUUGCUAAUAGAGGUAUUCUUCAAUUCAAGGCAUUCUUGAUGUCUAUUGAAAAUGGGAGGGAGACCGAAAAGGCCCAGAGGCUAGAAAUAUUGAAAUCCUAUUGUGACAAGCAGUACACUCCUGCAAAAGAGAAAGAAGAGCAGUCAAUUUGCUUUCCAGAUAUCAUCUCGACAUGGAAUCUUGGUGAAACGAGUAACCAUGACCACCUACUUACUAAUGUUCCGUCGGUGCUUGCGAUAUUUCUAAAGACGAUCUCCAGUGAACUCGAAUUCAGGGAGUUCGGGCUCGCAUUGUGCAAGUUCUUACUGCAGAAGGACCAGUUGAAGCUUGUUAACCGUGGUCUGACCUCUAUGAAGACUAAAGAGCAUCUCAUCUCACCAUGUCUGCGUCUGCUUACGGAAAUUGUAACCUUUGAUGGUGGUGCCGUGGCGGGCCAACUCUACAACCGUCGCCACAUCACCUUUAAGCGUCUCGAGCUGUUCUUGCUACAUAUCAAGGAACAAGAUGAUAUGGAGAAUGCACCAAAGAAGUCUACUCUUAGACGCAAUGCCGUGCGAUAUGCUCUGGCCAACUUGAGAGUACAGCAUACAGCAGACAAGAGCGACAUGCUAGAGCAGUUCAAUCUUACCAGAGCUUUACUUGAUUAUCCCCGCCAGGACUCGCCAGAUUUGGUUAUAGACAUACUCAAGGCAAUCGACAGGGAUAUCGUGCAAGAUCCCUUGCUGCCACGAAAGUCGAAGAGCAAGUUUUUCAAUCGUUGGAACUUGGAGAGGCUAUUGACGCUUUAUGCAUACAACCGGAAAUCAGAUGAUCCUAACUUUGCGAAAAUCUCCAUUCCAAACGAGAUGCACACACUUUUGAUGAAGAUCUGCAAGGACUCUAGCCUUGGUCUUGUUCUAUCCGAAACAGGAUGGUACCCAGUCUCGACUGACCCAGAGAAUCUGCGUGUCGAUGAUGAUAACUCGAUUGAGCUGGGACUCGACUCUCCUAUUUAUGUAGACAAAUUCCGCGAUUCAGUUCCAGUUCGCAAUAACACGCUGUCACACAUCGUCCAAUCCCUUCGUAUCGAUUCGGACACCCUACAGAUUGAGUUGUUGAUGACUAUUUUCAAAGCGGCACCCGAACUUAUUGCCGAUUUCUUCACUAAGAAAGCUAUGUUCACUGCUGAUCCCAAGCUGACUCCCACAUGGAUGACGGAAUCAGCUUUCCUAUUUUCUACUGUGCAGCUUCCUGUUCCGACCAACUUCGGUUGGAAAGAUAAAUUGCCUCUUCUGCCGCCGCCAGUUUCGAUCGUUGUCGAAAACAUUCUUCCUCGUCCUCUCAGUCAGAAGACGAUGACUCGUUGCUUGCACCUGAAUUCUGAUGUGAUAAACCUGUUCGCUGUCCGAAUUUUGACCCAAGCAUUCAUGAAAUUGCGAGGUGUCCUGAAGAUAUUCCGCGCUGAUCAUGGAAGGAGCCAGCUGUUUUGGAAUCAGGCCUCUGCAAAGCUUCUUUCCGAGUUCGCUCUCAGAUGCCCAUCUAUCAAAGAUAUCAUUCUACUUUUCAAGCGGACAGCCAAAGAGGAUCUGCAACAACAGGAGGCCGUUGUAGAGCUCCUGAGCUGCUAUUACCAAGUGAUGCCUGAUAUUGCACUGGAGGACAACUUCGAUGUCUCCUUAGUUUUGGUGGAUGUUUUGAAAAGGUUGGAAGAACCUAAUAUUGCUGCUGACGACUCGGAGCUACUAUUCAGUCAAUUGCAAAGCGCACUUCAGAUUGCGCAACAGUCGACAUCGAUGCGCUGGUGGCAGAAACCAGCUUCGAUGGAAUACUCUCCUUUCACAUCAAUUCUUAAAGUUCUGGUGGAAUCCUCGGAUCCAACCUCCUCCCGUCGCUUUUCUAUUCUUCUGAGGACUAUUCUCGGCGAAAACUCCAUCCUUCGAAAUUCCCCAUUAUCCUUUAAUGCCCUGAUCUCUAGUCUGGGAGAUUCCGAAGCGGACCUGCACACGCAACUGGUCUUUAUUGAUAAUUGCGUGUGCCGAGUUGCCAAAAAGCCAGUCCAUUACCUGGACCUUGUUGGUGCUCUUUCAGAGGACAAAGAUGUGGCCUUGAGCCCUCUUGUAGCAACUGUUGUUGAGCAAUGGCCAUUUGUUGUCAAGGCAGGCAAUGAAGCCAACGAAAAGGCAGUCGCAGUAUGGAUUGCGAAGUUCUUUGGACAUUUGAAACAUGGUGGAGAAUGUGCAGAGGCUUUGAAGACUGCUCGGGACGCCCUGAUGGAGGCUACUGAGACCAAGAAGAACCGUUCAAUCUUCAAAAAGUGCAUUAAAGACACAGAUGAUGGAAACAAUGAUGACAAGAUGGACAUCGACUCAGAUCCAGCCCAACUAAUUACAUCCCACGAAGCCGAAACUGUCGAUCUUGAUGAGAUAUUUGGUUCCUUCCCGAUAGAGGGCAAAACACAUAACGCGUUGCACAAAUGGGAGCGACAAGACCUGGAUGCAGCGGUCGAUCAAGGCCACAUUUCUGAAUUAAUGCUGUGUCUGUGCUCCGAGCAUGAGGAAGUGCGGCGACAGGCAUUUUCUAGCCUUGUGCGUUUUAUGGCGAAGUUGAAGGAAUCUAAUUACGCCGAUUGGCGUUCGGUGUACAUCGUUACUGGAGAGCUGCUUGAGACCGUUAAUAGUAUUGGUCUUGAUAAGCCCAUUCCAUGGAUCGUCGGCGAGUGCGCCUCUAACUGCCUGUCUGUUCUCAUAAACCCAAUGCAUAAGGCGUACGGCAAGGUCAACGAGUUCCUUCAAAAAGCACCAAUCUGGGAAUUGAAGAAGAUUCCAUCUUACUGGAUCGAUCGAAUUCUCCAGAAUGAACCUGAGCUUGAUGACGGAUACUCUGAUGAGAUAGAUUGGAUGCUUGGACUAUUUGUUAAGGGUCUUCGAAGCCAAGCUGACCUGGAGGUUUACCGACGUGCACAUGUUUUCGAGCGCAUUCUAGCUCUUUACCAGUCGCCAACUCUUACUGUUGCGGCUCGACGAAACAUCCUACACAUUGUUUACCGAGCCGCGCAGGUGGGCGGCAGUACAACACUCAUCACGCGUGCAGCGAUCAUCAGCUGGAUCCAAUCUCAGCUUCCCGAAGCUGAUGAGAAAGAAGCUUCAAUGCUUGUUGCUCUUGCUAAGAAGUUGUAUGAAACAUCCGAUCGAAAGCGUAUUGCUGCAUGGGGUGCCGGCACUCUUGAGAAGGCUCUGGAGUACAUUUCACAACAAUAG